Messenger RNA from Vitis riparia (riverbank grape), 2232 nucleotides. RefSeq lists its product as uncharacterized. The transcript has a single exon. The record is from RefSeq and is a predicted model, not a curated record. Lineage: Eukaryota; Viridiplantae; Streptophyta; Magnoliopsida; Vitales; Vitaceae. The coding region runs from base 766 to 1989 and encodes 407 amino acids.
GCUUCGCAAAAAUCAAUUCAACUCAAUUCUUUUCUUCUGUUCAGUACUAACAGACAAAGAAAAAAGAGACCAACUCACCCUUUCCUUCUAUAUCUCACUUUUUCCUCUUCUUCAAAAUAUCUGGCCAUUUGGAAGGAUUUUGCUUCAUUUCCCUCUUUUUCCUGAUUGGCUUCCUUGAAUUCUGGGUAGUGCUUCUUUGUCGAAAUCUGUGCAUAUCUCUGAUUAGGCCUUGAUGGGUUUUGCUUAUUUUUGAACUUGGUAUAUGGAAUUUAGCCCAAUUUCAUCUCAAAGGUCCCAAAUAUAGAGGCCUUUGGCUUUUGGGUCGAGUUCUUCUGUGUGUUUCAACUCAAGUUGGCAUCUUUGCUCCAAGGGUUUCUGGUUAAUGUUUUGAGUCCUGUGGCUUGGGUUGAAGUUUGUACCAAAACUUUGCAGGUGUUUGGCUCUGGGUCUUGAUAAUCAACCUCUGUUUGAGCUCAAUCUUGGAUCCUCAGCUGCAGUUUUUGGUGUUCAAGGACUUCACCCUCUUGAUUAUGAUCCUGGGCUCUAAUUAGACCUUCUAUGUGUUGGUAUUGGGUUUUUUUUACUUCUCUUUGUUUCAGCUCAAAUUUAGACUUUGGGUCUAGGUUUUGGCUUUAAUUGUUGAGCUUGGGGUCCAAAGUACAUCACAAUUUGUAGUUUUGUAUUGGGUUCUAGGUUUUACUAAAAGCUUCUGAAUACUAAUUCACUUGGGUUAUUAUCACUUAUCAUAGGAAUUCACCAGCUAAUAUGUUGUCAAACACCCAUGUUGUCGCCCAUCUUCCAAAACCAAAACCUGAUUCCAUGGUUCAGAAAGGCGAACUAGUGAGGGAUUUUGGGGCUUUUAGGAAGAAAACUAUGUUGGGAAACAAUGAAUCGUUUAUUGGGUCUCUUGAGGUCUAUAUACAUCAAGCAAGGGACAUCCACAACAUAUGCAUAUACCAUAAACAAGAUGUAUAUGCCAAGUUUUGCUUGACCAGUGAUCCUGAUGCAAAAGUUUCAACUCAGAUCAUCAAUGGAGGAGGGAAAAACCCUGUCUUCAAUGAGAGAAUUCAGAUAAAUGUGCAGAAAAUUGAUUCAUCUCUGAGAUGUGAGAUAUGGAUGUUGAGUAGGAUUAGGAAUUAUCUUGAAGAUCAGUUGCUGGGCUUUGCAUUGGUGCCUAUUUCAGAUGUUCUCAUUGGGAAUGGAAAAUUAGCCCAUGAAUUUCCUCUAUCCUCAACUGAGUUGUUCCAUACUCCAGCUGGGUUUGUUCAGUUGUCUCUCACCUACACUGGAGCUUCACCUGAAGUCUUGGAAGUUCAUGUGCUGCGCUCCUCCUUGGCUGCCAAUUCAGCUGGGCAAGACUCAGAGGUACCUGAUUUAGUUCCAUGUGAAUUUGAGAAGAUUGAGUUCCCAGAUCCUAAGAUUGUGAAUGAAAAUCAAAUGAUGGUUUCAAAGUAUUUUGAGAUACAAUGUGCUGAAGGAGACUUGCAAAGCUCUGAGAGUGGUUCAGAUACCGGUGUUCUCUCAACAGAUUAUGAUGAUGCCUUUGAAGUUCUGAAGAGCGAAACUACCCCAUGGAGUGUUUCAACCGAUGGGUCUCCCUCUACUUCAAUUCCUGCAAGUUCUCAAUCUUUUUCUGACACUAUAGAAGCAGCAAAGUCUCAGAAUCUUGAUGCUGUUUCAUCGAGAAAGGAAAGGAUUGAAGAUGUUGGAGAGGCUGAGAGUGGCUUCUCAGCAGACCCCAGAAAGGCAACUGCACACCCUGUUGUCAGUGUAAACAUUGAGGCAGAAGAAAAGGUGGUUCAGCAAGAGAUCGUGGAUAUGUACCUGAAGAGCAUGCAGCAAUUCACUGAGUCCUUGGCAAAGAUGAAGCUUCCUAUGGACAUCAAAAAUGAGUCCCACAAUUCAGAAAACUCGAGCAUGGAUGAAAAUUUGCCUGCACUGAAGGACAACAGUCCAAGAGUGUUUUAUGGGAGUAGAGCUUUCUUCUGAACUGGUGGUUGGGCAGCACAGAGGUGACUCAAGGCUGUAGAAUCUCAGGUCUCAACUCUUGGAGUGGAUAGUGUUGAGGUGUUCCCUUUUGUAUGUUGGGGUUCUCUAAAUAAUGGGUAAAACACACAACUCUCUUAGUAUAUAUGCAAAUAAAUCUAUUGCCCCUCUGCCUUGUCUACUGCAUUUAUGUAAAUGAUCAUCCUUUAGCUGGAAAUAACAUCGAAAUCCUGGUUAAGCAAAACU